AUGUCCAACGGACACGACACAGACUUGUCGGCAUCAACAGGAUCAACGACAGUCGCUCCACCAAAUACAUCCAACCAAACAUUGAUACCGCGUCUCAGACCUGACGAUUCUUAUUACAUAGAGGUCGGACCCAUCGGAACGGUCAAUCCCGCCGUGUCACGCACGCUCUGCGUCCCGGCCUACCUCACGUUCGACCAGCUCCACACCGUGAUCCAGAUAGCCUUCGACCUGCGGAGCGACCCGUACUACCAGUUCAAUAUCUCACACAAGGGGUCCUGGCCAGAUGAGGACUCCGCCGUCGCCAACGAACACUACUUUGACCACAUGCAGCGCGACAUCAAGUACUUUGCCAACUUCGUGCCGAGUACGGCAUGGAAGCGCGCGCGGACGCGCAUGGCGGACGAGGCGUUGAUCCACCACGGCUUCUGGGGGAUUGGCCGCAAUGAAGCCGGCCAGCCGAUCGACUACCUCUACGUCUACGGCGCCAACCCCAACGCGGAGCACGGCGGGCUGGGCUUUACACAGAGGACUUUUUGUGCGGGUGGGACGGGCCACACCAUCGCUGAGAACUGCAAAGGCCCGGCUCACUGGGAGAGACUGAAAGUCGCGUGCAGAGCAGGAUCCAGAAACCAGAACACGUACCGCAGUCUGGGCAGCGGGUGGGUGUGGCGCGACGAGGAUGACAAGCUGCGCCGGUGGUUCGAGAAAGACUGCAUCAACGGGCACAACCUGUACCCGGACGGGCUCGAUCCCGACAGCUGGGACAUCUUUGACGUCAACGCGCGGCUGCGCGAGAACAGACGGUUGCCGCGGCGACUGAGGAGCCGGGCCGUGAGGAUUUCGAGGAGGAUGGUGGAACAGUUUACGGGGGAGCGGGUGGAUAAAUGGGGGGGUCUCUCUUGGCGGGAGGCGUGGAGGGGAGCGUGA
Messenger RNA from Lasiodiplodia theobromae, 927 nucleotides. RefSeq names its product Ankyrin repeat domain-containing protein. The record is from RefSeq and is a predicted model, not a curated record. Lineage: Eukaryota; Fungi; Ascomycota; Dothideomycetes; Botryosphaeriales; Botryosphaeriaceae. The transcript has 4 exons. The coding region runs from base 1 to 927 and encodes 308 amino acids.